This is a messenger RNA of Suillus discolor, 426 nucleotides long. RefSeq lists its product as uncharacterized. The coding region runs from base 1 to 426 and encodes 141 amino acids. The transcript has a single exon. Lineage: Eukaryota; Fungi; Basidiomycota; Agaricomycetes; Boletales; Suillaceae. The record is from RefSeq and is a predicted model, not a curated record.
AUGCGCACUGAGCACAUCCGCUCUUCUCCAUCCUGGUGCAAUGAGCACUCGCGCUACAACUGUGUUUUUGUAAACACAGACUCCGAUUUACCUGGCAUGCGAGGCCUCGAGGUUGCUCAAGUUUGCACUUUUUUUUCAUUCAAGUAUCGGGGUAAUACAUAUCCCUGCGCCGUGAUACACUGGUUUGACAAGGUUGGCGACACUGCAGACGAAGAUACGGGAAUGUGGAUCGUUAGUCCCGCAGGUGGCGCAUCCAAGCACGCUGUCAUUCACGUCGACACUAUCUAUUGUGCUGCGCAUCUCAUUCCGGUGUAUGGCAUGGAGUUUUUGCCUCAGGGAUUCAAAUGUCACGACUCGUAUGACACAUUUCGAACUUACUACGUGAAUAAGUAUGCUGACCACCAUGCAUUUGAGAUUGCAUUUUGA